GUGGGAGUUGUUGAUCAUGAAUAUUAUGAUAUAUUAGAAGUGGACCCAUUAGCAGACAAUUUGACAAUUAAAAGGGCUUAUAGACGUCUUGCUAUUAAGUUUCAUCCGGAUAAAAAUCCGGAUAAUCCAGAUGAAUCUAGAAAAAAGUUUCAAAAAAUUGGAGAGGCCUAUCAAGUUCUAAGUGAUCCGGAGCUUAGGAGAAAGUAUGAUAUAUAUGGAAAAAAAGAAGCGACACCAGAUCAAGGAUUUUGUGAUCCGUCAGACUUUUUUGCUAAUCUUUUUGGUGGGGAGGCAUUUGUUGAUCUGAUUGGUGAAAUAUCAUUAAUUAAAGAUCUUACAAAAGCGCUAGAAAUCUCAGAAAUGGAAAAAAAGUCUAAGAAUGAAAAUAGUAAUGUAUCGGUAAAGUCAAAUAUUGGAACAACAUUUGCAGAUAAAGCUAUUACAUGUUCAACACCAUCAUCACCAGUUUCAACAGUAUCAGAAACAGAAAAAAAUACACAAAAGAGUUAUAAAAAAAGAGGGUUAACAAAAGAGCAACAAGAGGAAUUAUUAGCUUUUGAAAAAGAAAAGGCAUCAGUACGAAAAAAGCGUGUUGAGCAUCUUGCGAAUAAGUUAGUAGAUCGAUUAAAUAUAUGGACAGAAAGUACAAAAGAUGAGCAUACUACUAAAGCAUUUCAAGAAAAAAUAAAGUAUGAAGCAGAAAUUCUUAAAAUGGAAUCAUUUGGCGUAGAGUUAUUAAAUGCUAUUGGUGUAAUAUAUAUACAAAAAGGAACAUCUUUGCUUAAAUCUCAAAAAUUUUUAGGCAUUAGUGGCAUUUUUAGUAAAAUAAAAGAAAAAGGAACUAUAGCUAAAGACAUCUUUAGCACUAUUUCAAGUGCAUUAGAUGCACAGAUGACGGCAGAACAGUUAUCUAAGCUGGAAGAAAAAGGUGAAGAUCGGGAUGGUACACGUAAAACUGAAUUAGAAAAAGAAAUGACAGGAAAAAUAUUAUUAGCAAGUUGGCGUGGUGCAAAAUUUGAGGUUUCUGGAGUUUUAAGAGAUGUAUGUGAUAAAGUAUUAUCAAAAUCAAUUCCUUUAGAAAAACGUAUAGAACGUGCACGUGCUUUAAUAAUGAUAGGCGCUAUAUUCUGCGAAACACAACCUGACCCUGGAGAUGAAGGAAGAGUUUUCGAAGAACUUAUGCGGAAUUCUACUAAAAAAAAGAAGUAA
This is a messenger RNA of Pneumocystis carinii B80, 1209 nucleotides long. RefSeq lists its product as hypothetical. The record is from RefSeq and is a predicted model, not a curated record. Gene Ontology annotation, cellular component: cytosol. Gene Ontology annotation, biological process: protein import into peroxisome matrix. The annotation marks the transcript as partial. The transcript has 9 exons. Lineage: Eukaryota; Fungi; Ascomycota; Pneumocystomycetes; Pneumocystales; Pneumocystaceae.